Messenger RNA from Linum trigynum, 2067 nucleotides. Lineage: Eukaryota; Viridiplantae; Streptophyta; Magnoliopsida; Malpighiales; Linaceae. The record is from the annotation of a GenBank genome assembly.
AAUAAAUUAACCAUUAGUUACAACAAUUUAUACUAAACUUGAUAAGUAAUCUUUGACGGUUCGUUAUUUAGGAUAUAAAGUAUAUGGUUAUGGUAUAGAGUAUAAGGUACAUAUGGUUUAGGGUGUAUAUGGUCAGGGUAAAAGAUAUUGAUGGUUUUGACGGUUCUAAGUUUUUUAUUAAUAUAUGUUCACUUGAAUUCAUUUGAAGUCUUUAACGGCAGGAGAUCCCUUUUUAAUUUAUGUUUAUGGUACGUGGUUAGGGUACAAGGUAUGUGGUGUAAAGUAUAAGAUAUAUGGUUAGGGUAUAACAAUUAGCAAAUAUCACUUUUUAUCUAUGUUUUGAAAAUCAAAGUAUGAAUUUCACUUUUAAAUUAACUAUACUAGCAAAAUCACAACUCAAAGACAUAUGGUUAGGGUAUAGGGUAUAGGUUAUGUGGUUAGUGUAUAAUGUAUUGAUGGUUUAUGGUAUACAAUCAAUAACAUAUACUAAAUUAAUAUCGUUGAUUGAGGGUAAGGCUAAGUGUAUAGGAUAUAUGCUAUUGAGUAAGUUAUGAUUGAAGUAACAAUAAUUUUACUAAAUUUGAUAGCAAUCUUUAAUGGUUCAAUUUUUAGGAUAAUUUGAACAAUUUUACAAAUAACUCGUUUGGCAACAGUUUACUGAAGUUAUUUGGGCAAUGAGUUAUUUCGAAAUAACUCCUUUUAUCACUAUGCUUUUGCCAAAACCCACACACCAAAUACUCGAUUUGCAUGGUUAUACUAAACGAGAUACUUUAAUCCAAUUACUACUUAAUUAAUACUAAAAUAUCAAAUAAACAAUUAAUGUUGUCUUUUGGUUGCAAAUAUUGAUAUCACAAUUACUAUUAGCUAUAAUACUUUACCAAUUAUGAUUAAUUACAUAAUAAGUUUGCAAGUCAUAUAAAUUGAUUUAACAUUUUGACUAGUUUUUUUCAAAAAAAUAAAGUAUAUAUAUACGAGGUAGAAAUAAAUUGGUUAAAAAGUUGAGAAAAUAUUUUAAAUUAGUGUAAUAAAAUGUGUAAGUUGGUAAUGAGUAAUAGUUAAGUUACUUGAUGCGCUGGCUCGAACAACCCGAAACCCGAUCCGCCCGCAACCCGCCCGACCCAAAACCCGAUGAACCCGAUUGAACCCGAUCCUGAUGAACCCGCAACCCGACUAACCCGCAACCCGUUUGAAUCCGAACCCAAUGAACCCGAACCCGAUGAACCCGAACCCGAUUGAACCCAGCCCGAACCCGCCCGAUUGACACCUAUAAUUACCACUGCCUUCUCUUUGCAUCUCCUGUUUUUUCUUUUCGUUCUGUUUACCGGUUUCUUGCUGCUAUUUCAUUUCCGGGUAUACCCAAUUUCCCCACCGCAUCGAUUUGGAGAAAAGUUGUUCCCACCAAGAUUUGUUUUUUCAUGUGGGUUCUCUAUCACAUGAAGAUUCUUACAUUGGACAACCUGCAGAAGAGAGGAACUUCGCUUGUCAACCGCAGCGAGCUCUGCCAGAAUGAUGCAGAAUCAGGAGAUCACUUGUUUGUUGAGUGCAGCUUCACCCAAGUGGUUUGGGCUCUUUUCUCUAGGAAUUGUAGGUUUAUCCCCCAACCUAGUGACAACAUCAGAUCAGUUAUCCUGAGGUGGUCUGCAUCCUCCCCCAACAACUUUGCUGAUUGCGUCUCCUACUACAUCCUACACGCUAUCAGCUGGAACAUUUGGCUCGAACGCAAUUGACGCAUCUUCAGAGACACCAGCGUUCCGGUUGCUACACUCGCCCACAGAAUUGCUCGCAACAUCACUGAGUGGCUGGUUGCUCACAAUAAAAUCAACAUAAUUGAAGGUUCAACUUGGCUUAGAAGUUUCUCGCGUAGAACUUGACUUCUGUGUUCCACCCUGCACGCGUUCACUUAAGCUUUGGGCCUUGCAAGUUUAUGUAGAAGCCUUCGCAUGUCUCGUCAUUUACAGUCCGGUCACAAAGUUGAUGGAUCUUUUGAUUUGCGGAUGUUGAUUUAGCAACUGGAUUUGGGGUUCAGCUUAUGGACGAAUCUGUUGGAAAUAAAAUACUGUAUUUAUU